AAUGUUAUUUCUGUGUGUUUGUGGAUGCAGGUGGCCAACUACGGCGUGGGAGGACAGUACGAGCCUCACUUUGACUUCGGACGGAAAGAUGAACCGGAUGCGUUUGAAGAGUUGGGGACAGGAAACAGAAUCGCCACCUGGCUGCUUUACAUGAGUGACGUACAGGCAGGGGGCGCCACCGUCUUCACUGAUGUUGGAGCUUCUGUCCGGCCCAAAAAGGGGACGGCGGUGUUCUGGUACAACCUGCACCCCAGUGGAGAAGGAGACUACCGGACCCGACACGCUGCCUGUCCCGUUCUGGUCGGCAACAAGUGGGUGUCCAAUAAAUGGAUCCAUGAGCGAGGGCAGGAGUUCAGGAGGCGCUGUGGCCUCCAGGAGACGGACUAACAGCAGACCACCUCCUCCUCCUCCUCCUCCUCCUCCUCCUCCUCCUCCUGCCUUCCAGUCUGUGACAUUUUCCAAUG
Micropterus salmoides (largemouth bass) is the source of this 464-nucleotide messenger RNA. RefSeq names its product prolyl 4-hydroxylase subunit alpha-1-like. Gene Ontology annotation, cellular component: endoplasmic reticulum. The record is from RefSeq and is a predicted model, not a curated record. Gene Ontology annotation, molecular function: L-ascorbic acid binding; procollagen-proline 4-dioxygenase activity; iron ion binding. Lineage: Eukaryota; Metazoa; Chordata; Actinopteri; Centrarchiformes; Centrarchidae. The transcript is spliced from 5 exons. Gene Ontology annotation, biological process: peptidyl-proline hydroxylation to 4-hydroxy-L-proline. The coding region runs from base 25 to 387 and encodes 120 amino acids.